Hemibagrus wyckioides is the source of this 2195-nucleotide messenger RNA. It is a transcript of the gene tmem221, whose product is annotated as transmembrane protein 221. The record is from RefSeq and is a predicted model, not a curated record. NCBI's taxonomy places the organism in Eukaryota, Metazoa, Chordata, Actinopteri, Siluriformes, Bagridae. Bases 184 to 1005 code for a protein of 273 amino acids. The transcript is spliced from 3 exons.
AGCAUACUGUGUGUGUGUGUGUGUGUGUGAGAGAGAGAGAGAGAGAGAGAGAGAGCGCGCAUUCCCGGACACAGGGAGAAACUAGUUGUUCUGAUAACACAACCCCCGGAGUUUUUCAAGACACCGUGAAGACCUCGCUUUCACUCCAUUUUGUUCCAGUUAACAUUAACAUUUCUCAGGGCGAUGAGCUACAGCCAUCGAGCUCUUCUCGUCCUGGCACUGUUAGGGGUUUUGUCUGCGUUCAUGUCGCUGAUGUCGGCGAGUCUGAUUUUCCAGCUGAACGCCGAGAUGAAGGAGUCUGGAUCCGCGGUGCCGGGGGAAAUGUGGGCCGUGUUAAAGCCGCUCUGCGCCGUGCUUUCUGCGCUCUCUCUUACCCUCAACUCCAGCUCGGCCAUCAUCUGCCUGCUGCACUCACACUUCACCACCGAGAUGUGGAGAGAACACACACACAGGGCUGAGUGGUUCUUGUCAGACAGCAGGGUCAUUCGGCACGUCGCUAUCGGCUUGUUUUGUGCCGGGAUUUCUUUUUACCUGGGUGCCUUGUCCAUUUACAUGCUGCUGGUCUUUGAGAUUGAGACAGGAAUAGCCAGCGUGUGCGUGCUCUCCUCUGGUGUACUGGUGCUGCUGGUUCUAGUGGCUCAUACACUGAUCCGUGCUGCGUGCACAUACAAACACUUUCACAACCCACACGUCAACACCGUGUACCAGAACGACCCUGAGAAUAGCGCUGGCAUCUGCACAGUAGCGUCAGAGCUCAGUCUCAGAGAAAAGACCACAAGACUACGCAGUGAAGACGGCAUGAACCACCUGUUCACCUACACAGAACCCAAACAACAAUACUCUGGUGAAAGAGAAGCUUAUGGUGGGAGUGGACGCAUACACAGGACCCUGUCUACUGAAUCCAGUCUGCUUCAGACACACACAAAGCCCUGGAAAGGCAUCAACAAUGAGAUGAGAACUGUGCUGACUCGCAAAGCUACAGGCAAAGACUCCACGCUAGUGUGAGCACCCUUACUAUGAGAGGCUUUCAAUAAAACUACUCCUUGUACUAUUUUUUGCUACAGACUUGCUACUGUUCACUUCACCAAAAUGUCAGAUUAAGAAGUCUAAUCAAACACUAAGAACACAGACUAAACAAAUAAAAACAAUAAAGCUUCAUCCUACAAUUACAAAAUUGCAUAGAUACUGUUAUCUGGUAAAGAUCGUACUUGUAGGUCUCGUCACUUUUAUUUUAAAAUAUUAAGUUUGUAGACUGUCCUUUUCAGUCCCCACAAAUAAUAACAAUGCAACAACUAAAUCUUAUAACGUCUACUGAUGAAGUGCAACUGGAUUUAAAAUCUUCUCAUCUUAGGCAAAGUCAUUGAUUGUUAGAUGCUUUGGAUUUUGUCUUGAAAGGCUACAUUAUUUUAGCAUUUUUAUACUGUGUUGUAGACUAUUUUUUAUUCUGUAAAAAUUGCUUUUUUUUUAUAAUGGAUGGAAUAAUUUUAAAAGCAGCAAAUGGACAAAGUGAGAGAAAUCCUAAUGUAGGCUAUAGAUUUUUUUUUUCCAAAACCAGAAGUAUUUUAUUUAAAAGUGUUUCUCUCUUUAUAUUUAUCAUCACCCUUAACAAUUAUUUGUCACAUAUUAAAUAUGUCUGAUCUUGACCACUCUCUGAUUACAGUUGCUUUCAGUGUUACUUCUAAUAAGUAAAACUAACUUAUGUUAACUACAUACUUAAACAUAUGUUGAUAGAUUUUAUUUCACAUUAAUGGAUAUAAAACAUUCUUUAUUUACAGUGAAAGAAGGAAUGUUAGAUCAGUGUACAUUUCAAGUAGGAAACCAAACUGACAGGAGCGGAGCGGUCAAAAGAUUACUAAUGUAGGGCACAGCUUCUAGGAUGUCAGUUAAUACUGAAGAGAUCACAACAUUUGUGCAACAUCAAUAAUUCCAUAUUCCUGUCAGUUGGCUCUUCUGCCAUUUUAAUUGCCAGAAAAAAAGGCACUCUCUCUUUUGAUACAUCUCUGAUGCAAAAUACUUAGAAACCAGGAAGGUCUGCUUAAAGUUGCAGUUUUAUAUUUGAUUUUGUCACACAGCAAUCAAAAAGAUCAACCAAAAGCUGACAAAAUGAAUCAUGAAACACUUCACUUUCCCUACCUUUUAGCUGAGUAUCUAUGUGACUGUGGUAAAUAAAUGAAUACACUGCCAUAUAAACAUAA